This is a messenger RNA of Penicillium bovifimosum, 198 nucleotides long. RefSeq lists its product as uncharacterized. The record is from RefSeq and is a predicted model, not a curated record. The transcript has a single exon. Bases 1 to 198 code for a protein of 65 amino acids. Lineage: Eukaryota; Fungi; Ascomycota; Eurotiomycetes; Eurotiales; Aspergillaceae.
AUGAAGGGAGAGACCGUUGAACCCAGAGACCAUGUCAAGGUUCUUAGCGUCAUCAUGAAUACGAGACUCAAAUACAAGGAACACAUCGUGAGGCAGCGUCCAAGGGACUCGAGGCGGCGAUGGAGCUUUGCGGCUUCGGGGUCUAUUCCCCGCAACAGCGCGGCAGCUAUUCACGUCGACGUUGGCGCCCAGUGGUAG